Messenger RNA from Thermochaetoides thermophila DSM 1495, 3201 nucleotides. Its product is annotated as helicase-like protein. Lineage: Eukaryota; Fungi; Ascomycota; Sordariomycetes; Sordariales; Chaetomiaceae. The coding region runs from base 1 to 3201 and encodes 1066 amino acids. The record is from RefSeq and is a predicted model, not a curated record. Gene Ontology annotation, molecular function: ATP-dependent chromatin remodeler activity; ATP binding. The transcript has a single exon.
AUGUCACGAAGUUCAAGCACUUAUAUCGAGACACUGGAUGAUGAUGCGACCGCGUCUUCCGUCAAUGAUCUCCAAUCCCCCAUGCCUGCGCGCAAGUGUCUGAAGCGCAAACCCAGCGCUGAUUUUGAAGAGAAGGUCACCUGGACAGACGAAGAUGAACCCGAAGAAAGCGUGAAGUCAAAUCUUCAAAGGGCUAGCAAGCGACGUGCUACUGGCAAGGGCCAGGCUGCGGGGAAAAAAGGCUCCGGCCAGUGUCAGGCGGACAAGCAAAACAUCUCGGACGACGAUUGCGAUGCUUUUCUCCCCGACUACCUCCAGAAGCGCCGGCGCGAGUUUAAUCAGAAGAGGGAACUCCUACACAACGCUGCUCUCAAGCUACCUCCUGACUAUUCUGAGAUCUACUUCUCGGAUGACGAAAGGGAUGAGCCGCUCGAAGUGCGGCCCCGAUUCGACGAGACUAGCGGCAUCAAGCUUUGUCGCCCUUAUGAAGACAUCGAGCUGGAAUACUCCGGCGGUAUUAUUCCUGCCCCAAUUGCUCAGUACCUCCGUGACUACCAAAUCGCCGGCGUCAAGUUCUUGCACCAACGGUUCGUCUACCAGAAGGGUUGUAUCUUGGGCGAUGACAUGGGCCUGGGCAAGACCGUGCAGGUAGUUGCCUUUCUAGCAGCCGCCUUUGGCAAGACGGGAGACGAGCGUGACACCAAACGGAUGCGGAAAAUGCGCCGGGCAGCUGGCGAUCUCUGGUAUCCAAGGGUGUUGAUCGUUUGCCCCGGCUCGCUGAUCCGCAACUGGUACAACGAGCUGAGCCGGUGGGGAUGGUGGCAUGCUGAUAUUUAUCACGGUUCAGGCAAGGACGAUGUGCUCGCAGCGGCCAAGGCUGGCAGACUUGAAAUCAUGAUCACAACAUACACGACUUACAAGAAUAUGCAUCAGGCUGUCAACACGGUUGAAUGGGAUUGCGUUGUUGCCGAUGAGUGUCAUGUACUCAAGGACCUCAAGUCCGAAACCACACAGUCUAUGAACUGCGUGAACGCGCUCUGUCGGAUUGGGUUGACGGGCACAGCAAUCCAAAACAAAUACGAAGAACUUUGGACACUCUUGAACUGGACGAACCCUGGAAAGUUUGGUACGCGUGCUGACUGGGACCAUGCGAUUUCGAAACCGCUGAAAGUUGGGCAAUCCCAUGAUGCUACUUUGAAGGAGCUCAGCUUGGCUAGGUCGACUGCCAAAAAGCUGGUCUACAACCUGCUGCCAGACUUUUUUUUGCGGCGUAUGAAGACGCUCAUCGCUGAUCAACUCCCUAAGAAAACCGACAAGGUGGUUUUCUGUCCGCUUACAACCCUACAGAGAGAAGCCUACGAAAAUUUCUUGGACAGUGAACAGAUCGAAUACAUCAUCUCAGCAUCGGAUCCCUGCGACUGCGGUUCAGGCCGUAAGAGCGGCUGGUGUUGCCAUAAGACAUUGCCAGAUGGACGGUCGUGGAGGAGCGUGGUGUUUCCAUCAAUCGUCACGUUGCAAAAGAUUGCUAACCAUCUGACGCUCCUUGUGCCCACAACGGGAGACCCUCGGGACAAACAGGAGACGGAACUUGCCAAUUUGCGAACAUGCUUGCCGGAAGGGUGGGAGGAAAUGUACCGCAACAGGGACUCGAUGGUGAACCUGGCAAAUCCAGAGUUCUGUGGCAAGUGGAAAGUUUUGCGGAAAUUGUUGCGUUUCUGGCACGAAAACGGCGAUAAGGUGCUCGUUUUCUCUCACAGCGUUCGGUUGCUGCGCAUUCUGCAAUGUCUCUUUCAAAAUACCAGCUACAAUGUGAGCUUUCUAGACGGGUCGCUGAGUUAUGAGGAUCGCCAAAAGGCCGUUGAUGACUUCAACUCGGACCCACAGCAGUUUGUCUUUUUGAUCUCAACUAAGGCUGGUGGUAUGGGUCUCAACAUCACGUCCGCCAACAAGGUUGUAAUCUUCGACCCGCACUGGAACCCGUCUCAUGACCUGCAGGCUCAAGACCGGGCCUACCGGAUCGGACAGUCGCGGGAUGUUGACGUGUUCCGUCUCGUCUCAGCCGGCACAAUCGAAGAGAUCGUCUAUGCACGGCAAAUCUACAAACAGCAGCAAGCCAACAUUGGCUACAACGCUUCAACAGAGCGACGUUAUUUCAAGGGUGUGCAGGAGGACAAGCAUCGCCGUGGUGAAAUCUUUGGACUCCACAAUCUAUUCAGUUUCCAUGCUGAUCAGGUCGUUCUGCGUGACAUUGUCAACAAGACCAACAUCGCUGAGGCAAAAGCGGGUGUCCUCCUCAGCGAUAUCGAUGUCAAUCUUAAGGAUGAUGAUGAUGAUGAUGCGCUAAGCCUCCUCAAGCAGGAGGAUGGGGACAACAGUCGCGAUGAUGAGCACGGCGGCAUGGCGCAGCUGGCAAAGCUGCUGACCGCCGAAAAUCAAGAGGAGCUGAUCCGGGCCCGCAAGGCCUCCAAGCCCCGGACCGAUGCCAUUGCGGCGAUCCUUGCAUCGGCCGGCGUCGAGUACACGCACGAGAACUCGGAAGUAAUCGGCAGCAGCCGCGUAGAAGCACAACUGUCUCGGAAGGCCGAGCUAGUUGCGGAUGUAUUGGAGGGCGACAGCGCACUGUUCACGGCUGUCCAUCACAGUCCCGGCAUCCCUGACAGGCAUGGCGGCGGGGAUGUUAAUUAUCCCUGGAAAAUGCACUACAGGUUUAAGCCCCCAAAAGAUGUGAUGCUCCGGCAGUUCUGUAGUAUGGCCAAAGAGUUUGGGUUCGAGAGUGCCACGGAUUUUGCGCUGGUAGUAGAGAGUUGGAGUCCAGAGCAGAGACGAAAUUGCUUAGAUCUGUUUUACAAGAUCAGGGAAGUCAAGGUGCUAGAGAAAGAAGUGGCCCAGAUGAAAGCUGAAGAUGAGGCCGGUGGCGACGUAAGGGAGGUAAAAGACGGUAAGACUGAGGAUGCAAAGAAGAAGCCGGAAGAAGACUCGAAUAAGGGAUCCAAUGCGACAGUGCAAGGAAACCGAGAGAUGAGAGAGGAGGGGUCGCUUAAGCAAAAGGGCGUAAAAGCGGAGGUGCAAGAUAAGAAAGUCGCAGAUACAGAGGAGUUCAGUUCAAAGGCUCCAACCCCAGCUGUCAGGAUGGAGAAGACAGAACAGCGGCGGACGACAAUGAUCUUCCUCUCUGACGACGACGAGGACGAUGAACUCUAA